AAAGUCACCUGCCAGCAUUUGAAGGCGCAGUUGUUGUUGAAUAAUAAUAAAAGAUGGAAAAACCUGAUAUCUGUCAUACGUAAAUAUGCUAAGAAAUAUUUAUAUGCACUAAAUUGUAUCAGCCAUGGAUCAGUAAUCAGGGUGAAGGUAUGCAGUGGUCACCUGCAUUUUGUUGUGGACAUUACUGAGGUAAUUUUUUGGAAUUUGAUUUUAUAAAUUAUAAUUUUAAUUUUAAAUAAAUUCGUAUACAUAUAUGUAUACGAAUUUAAUUAACUAAUAUCAUUAGGGAGUUGGCAGUGGAAUAAAUGGGUAUGGAAUUUUUGUACCUUGUGUACAAGUCACGUGCAAACUUAAACUAUAUCGAUAAACGGAAAUUUCUAGUUCGAUAUGUACCCUAGAUUUACUGUGAUGUAUAUAAUUAUUAGUUUAAUUUUCUCAUUAAAAACUAAAAAAAUAUGCUAAUAUGGAAGAAUGAAAGCAAUUGCUACUAUUUUAUUGGAGUCAAUUGCCACCACACAUUUUCACAUUUUAUAAGGAUUUCCUGACCGGAUCUGAUUACAAUCUACUUUAAUCGCAAUUAUGAAAAUAAUAAAAAUGCAUUUACUAAGUAUUAGCUCUCAUCAGUGCGGUGAUAAUACAUCAGAAAAAAAGUGAGUAGCCAGCCAAGAAUAAUUUAUACAAAAUAAGGUUAAGGUUAAUCGAGUACAAGUAAGAAGACAAAGCCAACAAAGUUUUGUCUGACCAAGUGCUUGAGCAAUCACUGUUGCAACAGAUUAACGUUAGACGUGAGCAUGGCAGUUUUGGUGAGGAAUGGUUUCAAGAACUACGGAACCACUCCCAUUCUUCAAAAUGUCAACUUGACCGUUGAACCCGGUUCCAUUUAUGGACUUCUUGGAGCAAGUGGAACUGGAAAAACUACGCUGCUAUCAUGUAUCGUGUCGUUAAAAAAAUUGGACGCCGGGAACAUAACCGUAUUUGGGAGGUGUCCUGGACAGAAUCCAAGCCGAUUCGUGGGAUACAUGCCACAGGAGGUUUCAUUAGGCCAAUUUUUCACUAUUGCUGAAUGCCUUGCAUACUAUGGGAAAAUAUAUGGAAUGACUUCAAGAGAAAUUUCAGACCGGACAGAAUUUUUAGCAAAGUUUCUCCAGCUCCCGGAUACCUCUAAACUUGUGUCGACUUUGAGUGGUGGAGAAGGGCGUCGGGUAUCACUAUCUGUCGCCGUAAUUCAUUCCCCACGUCUGCUUGUACUUGACGAACCAACUGUGGGACUAGAUCCAGUUUUAAGACAAAAUAUUUGGGAGUAUAUGAAGCACAUAACGCAAUUAGUUAAAGGCGAAGAUAAAACAACCAUACUAAUUACAACUCACUAUAUCGACGAAGCAAAAUUUUGCGAUUCAGUCGGUAUUAUACGAAGAGGUCGUUUAAUAGCUGAACAGAAUCCGGAAAUGUUGAUGGAUUUUUGUAACUCGAAUUCCUUGGAAGACACUGUUCUCCGUCUGUGUAAGGAAGACGAAAUGAAGUACAAAGAUAAUAAAAUGGAAAAUAGAAGCCUCGAUGCAUCCUUGCAACCUAAAUCCCAAGAUUUUACUGACGUUAAGUUAUGUCGAGUUCCAUCGUCCAAUCCUACAACUGGAUGCGAUAAGGUCAAUGAUGACGAAUUAGCUCAUCACGAUGAACCAAUCCGACAAACGCUGAGGCAUAAUAUAAACAUCGUGGGCGCCCUGGCCAAAAAAAAAUUUCUUCUGCAAGCAAGAUAUCCAAUAGCAUUAAUUUCCAAUUUACUGCUUCCCGUCUUUCAAUCCGUGUUAUAUAAUGCAAUUGUCGGGACGCCACCGUUUGGACUUAAAAUGUCGUACGUUAGCAAUGACUGGAAUAUGCAGAGUGAAUAUUAUAGUACAAAUCAGACGUUACCUGAGUUCUGCUCCAACAUUUAUAAAUCUACUUCAAUAUCUGGGAACCCACAACCUUGCUUAACAAAUGAGAUGAGUGCUAUUUGCUCGUUUCUUAAUCAGUUUGACACAAAUGAUAUCCAAUGGAUACCAACUGCAUCGGUCGCAGAAUCUCUUAAUCUCGUCAGAAAUGGAGAUGUCAUUGGCUACUUGGAAUUUCCUUCAAACUUUACUCACCAUUUUAAGAACCGAGGGAUAUAUCGUAACUUUGCAGAUAAUGAAACCCUUGAUGGUUCAGCAUUAAAAGUGCGAAUGGAUUUAUCAGGGGCAUUGAGUGCGGCUUGGUUAAUUGACAAAAUUUUCAACAGCUACUUAGCUUAUGCCAAAGAGACUGUGACAAAUUGCGGAUUGGAUCCUGCUCAGGCAGAGCUGCCUUUGAAGUUUAACCCAAUAUAUGGAGAGCUGGGUGGACAGAGUAUACAAUUCAUGCAACCGGCCCUUAUAAUCACGGUCAUGUUUAUUCUGGCAAAUUUACCAAGUAUCGUUUGGGUUAUCGAGAAAAGACUUGGGAUCGUGGAUCGAGACGCUGUUGUCGGGAUCAAAUUUGGUCACAUAAUCGCAAGCUCCUUACUCUUUGACACGAUUAUUAUUUGUGGUCAAGUUGGAAUCUUAAUGUUUACAAUGUCAACAUUUUAUGACAUGAGAGUCGAAGGGUCUUGGGCACUGGCAGUGACUCUCUGUGUGAUCACGUCCCUCUCCGGACUCGCUUUUGGUUACUUAUGCGCCUCCUUCUGCUCCCACGAGAUGAGCCAAAUAAUGAUUCUCGUCUUUGUUAACUCACUCCUCAUAAUUUCAACAGGUGGAAUUUGGCCAUUGGAAGCUGUAGUAUCGUGGUACCGGAUUUUUUGUCUGAGCCUCCCCAUCACCAUCCCCAUCACGGCGUUUAGAGCCAUUAUAUCUCGAGGAUGGGGUCUUGAUCAUCCAUCCGUCAUUCAGGGAUUUGUCGUCGCAAUGGGUUGGAUCGUGAUUGGGUUUGGAAUCAGUAUUGGUAUCAAUAGGCGUAAAAAGUAAAAAAAAAAGUGCAAAGUUUCGGUUUAUGAGUAAUACACAUGCACAUAUGAACAAUACAAUGCACAAUUUUCUUGACAUGCAAUGGGUCAGUGACAGACACGGAUUGUCAGUGAGUGAGUGAGUCAGUCAGUCAUUCAGUGAGCCAGCCAAAGAACGGGGUCUCUCUGCAUUCAUAAAUUGAAUAUUUAUAAAUAAAGAAAUGAAAAUAUUUAUAAUGAACGCGUACUUAUUAUAUCCGUGUCCGCAAUAUAAAAUUAAAAAUUGCGAAAGAAAUAUAGUCAAAUAAAAAAUGCAUAGGCACUUGUGUUGCAA
This is a messenger RNA of Folsomia candida, 3272 nucleotides long. RefSeq names its product ABC transporter G family member 23. The coding region runs from base 792 to 2960 and encodes 722 amino acids. Gene Ontology annotation, cellular component: membrane. Lineage: Eukaryota; Metazoa; Arthropoda; Collembola; Entomobryomorpha; Isotomidae. The transcript is spliced from 14 exons. Gene Ontology annotation, molecular function: ATP binding; ATP hydrolysis activity; ABC-type transporter activity. The record is from RefSeq and is a predicted model, not a curated record.